AUAGACCAUCAGCUCUCACGAUCUCACGACUUCCUUUACAAGUCGGAUUGGUAUGUGUACAGGCGAGAGAGGGCAGAAAACAGUAAAAAUGUACAUUCUACUGGAAACAUGACCCUCAAAACGGGCGCUGAGAAGUUUAGCAGAAUCCCAACUAGAAUUUGAAACUGCGGAAUGAUAUCACGAACACCAUAAUUUGUAAGAAUAUGAGGAAACUGAAUUUCUCUCGAAUGAUCUAAUUAUUCCCUAAUGAAUACAUAAAAUUUACACGCUUCCAUCAUAAAUGUAAGAUCAGAAAGCUAUGCGCAAGACUUUGUUCUACUUGUGUGGCUGUUGGUCACUCGUGGUCAGCACCUUGAAACUCCCAAAUUAUUGGUGGGCAACAUAGUCGCCAUGACACCCUUGAGUUUCACGGGGCUGGGUUAGAGCAUCUUGGAUCGUUUCACGUUGUGGUAAUUUUUUUUUGUAGAUUGAUUUUCGAGCUGUUAUUUAUAUUUUUUUUACCCGUGACAUAAUAAUGGAUGUAGACUUACUGAGACCUGGAGUAGCGAGACCGUCUCAUAAUACUGUGUUGUGGUUUGAGUUUUUGUUGGAUCCUAGCCUACUGGAAAACCAUUUACAGAAAGAAACACCAGAUCCAUCACCCACAGACUUGAUUGUGAAGUUCCUGUCCAUUGCCCCAGAUACAAAGGAAGCAGAAUCCAAACAGAGUGAGAAUGAACCAUCAGAAAACAGUAAAAAUGAGGCGCUUGGAAGUAAAAGAAGGUAUAAAUACUUAGCCCUGAAAAUAUUAGCCCUGAAAGUUGCAGCUUUCUUGAAAUGGGAUCUUACUCUAUUAGAAAGAAGGUUGCCUUUGCCAAUGCAGUUGACGCUUCUACAGGAUUUAUUAUACCUAACACUGGAGAAAGAUGCAGAUGUGGAGAUGCACCUGGAGCUGGAUUUGGGUUCUAGUCCAGGCCAUGUUGUGUUUGCUAUAUCCCUGUAUCAUCGAUGGGUUCUGCGAGCUGUUAUGUACAGUCGCCUUGCUAUGAAGCAGACACGCCAGCCAUAUAUACCUGUACCAGGACUCCAAGAUCCUACAUAUGUUCCUCCCAAUGUAAGUGAAGAUCUUGUACAAGGUUUGGAAAGUCAAGUGGCCAAUAGCAUUGCGGUCCUUAGCCACAUAGUAAGUGGAACUGCAGUACCAACAGUCCCUGUGUUUGACACAUUUGUCAUGCUGACAGAGGAUAGCACUGAUGCACAACAGAACUGGGACAAGUGUGCUGAAGUAUCAUCUGCAGAAUUUUUAUGCCAGCUUCAUUUUGACAUGGGGAGCUUCCAUUUCUUCCGUGAAGAAUAUGGUGUGGCAGGGGAGCUAUUUCAUAAGGCUGCAGAAUUGCGACAACAGUUGGGCAGUGAAGCCACUCUUUACUGUACAGUAUCGACUGAGGACUUGAAAGGCUAUAGUGAGGCUUGUGACAUUACUUCACCAACUGUAUCAACACGUAAUUUAACAUAUCAACUGCAUCGAGCAGUCAGAGAUCAGUACACAGGUAUAGUAUCCAUCCUCCAAACUGACAAUUUGCAUAAGGAAAUUCCACAAGUUUACCGGGAUACUUUGGAGCUGGAUAUCCAGGGAGCAAUGUCCAGUCGCAAAUUUACUGUUGCGCGUGAUUUGCUUCUUCAAGUUCAGACGUUGAAUGUUGUACGAAGGGCACUCACAGGCACACUGACUUGUGGUGAUUACAUCUACAAACUGCGUCAAGGUGGCUCUAAGGCCGUUGACUUACUUAUCACUGCACUGAAACAUAUACUACCACAUUCUAACUUAGCAGAAAAGAAUAAUAUAAAGUUGUUUGUGAUGCAACUGGUGGAAUGUGGUGACAUAGAAGGUUUGCUUGAACGGCUUCUGUCAUGUGAGUUUCUGACAGAUCUCCUCUCACCCAGGGAGAUAGAGGAGAUAUCCAGUAAAACAACAGCUGUAGGACAAGAUCUUGUGAAUAUCCCAGAACUGCUACUUAAAACUGAGUGGGACAUGCCAGACUUUGCAGUUUGCAAGAAUGCAAGACUGGAAAUUGGAAGCCUGGAACAACAGUUGUUAUUGAGCUAUGAUUCAUCUGAAAUUAGAGGGAUUGUAGAGAAACUUGUUUCUGCUAAUCCAAUGAAACCACAGUGGAGAAUCAGCAACAAGUGGGAAUUACCAAUCCCCCUUCAGAGUAUGGCAAUGACAUUACCAAGGGGAUUUGUACAAGAUUUUGCAUAUAUCUUACUGGCAAAGUCACGAGAGCUAACUACAAUGAAGGACUUCAAGCUGGCCACAGAAUUUUUAACUGCUGUGGAAAAUGAGGCUCGCAACAGCUCUGUAAAUUCUGGAACAUUGUACAAACUGGUUCGUUUAUUAUCAUGGGAGACUCUACUCAUACAGAUUAUUGAGUUCUUAACAGAAUGGCCCAACCACAAAUUAAAUACUGGCACUCUUGCUGCUGAUUGCAAGCAGUGCCUGCUGGCUCUACAGUCUGGAGAUAGUGUUAUCCCUCGCCUGGAAGUGAUGGAGCACUGUGCCAUUUGCCUCUUGAAUUUGGGUGAAUGGGAAUACUUGACUGGUCUGGAGAAACGUUGGAACUACUUUGAAAUUGCUGCUGCUGUUGCAUAUGCCUGUCUGGACAUAGCAAAGUAUAAAGGGAACAAGAAAGUGUCCAGAGAUGCCUGGGAUAUAGUGUUGCCCAUAUUUGGUCCCAGUCCUCAGCAGAAGCGGACAGCAUCAGGAACAACAACGCUAAUUCAUCGUGACUCUCCAAACAACAGUUCCACUCAUACUCGUGCCACAUUGACACUAUUUUUAGCAAGACUGCGAGACAGUACAGCGCUUGCUGUUGUGAUUUCCCUGCUAGCUCGUCUUCAUAAUGUGUUGAGAGAUGAGCCAAGUUUGGAGUUAAGUGUGGAUUAUGCUGGAUUGUGGCCAGCAGUUGUCAGCAAUGCAAAUUCUUAUAACGUGAGAUCAGUUGGUGAGGCUCUUUCACAGCUGUUGCUGCAAGCAUUGCAGUUUCAUCCAACAAAUGUAUCCUGGCUGAAAGUUAUGGGAGACCUUAAUUUUGUAUUAGGACAUCAUGCUAUGUCACUGAGAUACUAUCUUGAAGCAGCUAUUGUGGUCAGUGAUUUCUUCAGUCAGCCAAUACCUAGAGCUGCAAUAGAUGACCAUGUAUACAAAAGGAUGAUAAAGUGCUGUAUUCAUCUACAGUGCCACACACAGGCUGCUGUGCUUUGUCAGUUCCUGGAAGAAGUGGAUUAUACCACAGCAUUCAAGAGCCUUGGUGACAUCAAGAGUAGCACAUGUAGCGAUGCAAUGGAUUCUUACUACUCAUGCAUUUGGGACACAACCAUUCUGGAAUACCUUGUUCAUUUGCAUACCAAGAGGGGAGAACACCACCGUAAACAGCAGGCUAUCAAAGUGAUUGGUUUGCUAGAAUUAAAUGCUAAUAAUAAUGAAGAGAUACAAAGAGAAGCUGCCAAUAUCCGAAAGUCACGCUUCCUGCGAGCCAUGGCUAGACAGUAUGUAUGCUGGAUCUGAAUACACUUGUGUGCAGAACAGUUUAUAAAUCUGUUUAAUAUUAAACUAAUUCCAUUCCAGUAUUUAAUCACUUCAUUGUAUAUAAGUAGAAGUGUUAAACAAGAUCCAUUUAUAUAUGAA
Molecule: messenger RNA, 3664 nt
Organism: Cryptotermes secundus
Lineage: Eukaryota; Metazoa; Arthropoda; Insecta; Blattodea; Kalotermitidae
Product: integrator complex subunit 8
Exons: 16
Coding region: 515-3544 (1009 amino acids)
Biological process (GO): snRNA 3'-end processing
Cellular component (GO): integrator complex
Source: RefSeq, a predicted model, not a curated record